Molecule: messenger RNA, 1074 nt
Organism: Pectinophora gossypiella (pink bollworm)
Lineage: Eukaryota; Metazoa; Arthropoda; Insecta; Lepidoptera; Gelechiidae
Product: protein transport protein SEC24-like
Exons: 2
Coding region: 23-757 (244 amino acids)
Source: RefSeq, a predicted model, not a curated record
GGAGCAAAUAGUGGAGGUAUAAAUGGAAACACGAGCAACAAUAACACGCAGUCCGAGUUCGACUCUUACCAAAAUGCAUGCGCGUGCGGUUCUUCUGGUGUGCUGUGUGGUCGGUAGCACCGUAGCCUACUAUCCGCAACGGCAGCCGCCAUACAACACAGGACCUAACGACCUUUACUCCGUAGAGGUCAACUCCAAUUUUCUUCCCGAGCAAUCGCAACGGUUGUUCUUCGGCAAUGGACAAGGCUCUAAUCAGGUUGGCGGCUCGGGUCUAUGGGCUUCGUUGACCAACAAGUUCCCAUGGCUGGGGAACAUGUUUGGCAGAAUGGAGCUGGCCCCGGAGUACGGCGUGCCGCAGGUGUCGACGCAGUACGGAGCGCCAGCGAGGUUCCAGCCGCAGUACUACCAGCCACAAGUGUACACACCACAGACGUACCAGGCCCCACAAACGUACCAAGUCCCACAGACAUACCAAGCUCCACAAACGUAUCAAUUCCGCCAAACAUACCAAGCCCCACAAACAUACUACCAGCAACCGUCCCAGUUCGGAAGAAUCCUCCCUGGUGGCCGUGACGUCGGUUUAACUGACGAUGCCGUCAUUGUAACACCACCUCAGGUUCCCGUAAUGCCGGUCCAACCUGUACAACCAGUGAGGCCUGUGCAACCACCACAACCCGUGCCGCCGCAACCCGCACCGGAAACCGAGGGAUACUCAUACAACAAACCCCAAUACAGGCUCGAAUUGCCUCACAAAUAACUAAACGAAUAACCCGAAGCAAUUCAUAUGUAACGUUCUACGGAAAAGCUUUAAAUGAUUCGAUUGAUACUACCUAUAAAUAUAUUGUAAUAUUGUUAUAUUCAAACUGAGCAUUCAUCCCGUAGAACUUUACAUAUUAGUUUAAUAAGUCACUUAUACAAGACUAGCACAAAAAUAAAAAAAUAAACAAAUUACACCGUUUGACAAAUUACUUACCUUUUCGUAUUUAAAGUACUUACUUACUUAAUUAAAUGAAGCUUGGUCGAAUUAGUAGUGAAUUAGAGAUGAUGACGUAUAUUUUACGGGUAUUAUUAAGA